AUGUAUAAUUAUAUUUGGAAUAACACAUAUUCUUUAGAAUUUUUAAGUGAAGACUUUUAUGAUUUGAAUAUCAGUACGAAAGACAAUGUGUAUGAAAUAAUAAAAAAAAAAAAAGACGAGAAUGAAGUUGAGAGUCUGAGUAUAAAUAUCAGUAGUCAUAUAUGUAUGUUUGUUCAAUUAAUAGAUAAUAUAAUUGGAAAAUUAAGUUAUAAUAAUGACAUAAUAAAUGAUACAUUAAAUUAUAAGAAAUUGUCUGAUGUUUUUAAUUUUAUAAAGAACCAAUUAUAUAAUUGUGAUUAUAGUUUAUUUUUAAGAAUCUAUUCAAUAUAUCAUACUUAUAAUCAUAGAAAAAAUGGAUACUUAGAUGUCAAUAAUUUAUAUAAUUUCAUUUUAGACAUUAUUAAUAAAAUAGAAAAUUUAAAUGAAAAUAAUUUUUUAAUUUUACCAGGAGGUUUUUAUUUACAGAAAGAAAAAAUGUUAGUUAAAAUUUUAUAUAUUAUACACAGAAAAAAUAAUUUAUAUAGUUUUGCAGUUUUAAACAAUUCUAUAUAUGGAACACAAUAUCAUUCAUUUAAAAUAGACGAUAUAGACAAUCUAGGUAUUUUAUUAAGAGAUGUAGUAUUGUGUAUAAAGAAUAUUCAAAAAAAUUAUUUAACAAAUUCAUUGUUUUGGUUAUGUCUAUAUCGUUUAUAUAUAUUUCCUAAUGCUGAUAAUGUAGACAUAUUAUAUCAAAUAUUAUUGCCUUAUUUAAAUAAUUCUUUUCUUACAAAUAAUUGGAAUAUAUGUGAUAAUAAUACAAUAAAUGUGGUUUCUGGUGAAAAUGGUUCUAAAGAUCAGUCGAAUGAUCUUAUGAACACAAAUAAUAAUAUAAGUAAUAAUAUUAUAAAUAAUAAUAUAAAUAGUUAUAAUAAUAACAAUAAUAAUAAUACAUCAUUUGAUAUGAAUUUUUCAAAUUUUAAUAAUAAUUUAAAUAAUGACUUUAAUAAAGUACAAGCCAAUUAUGGUAAUGGUCCAAAUUAUAUGAACAAGUCAGGUAAUAAUUUUAAUGAUUUUCAUAAUUUUAAUAAUAUAGAUAAUUUAAAUGAUUUUGACGUAUGGAAUAAUUUUGAUUUUAAUAAUAGUGAUAAAUUUCCAAAUGAUUUCAAUUCUUUUAAUGAUUUCGAUAUAAAUAUGUUUCAAAAUAAUAAUAAUAAUGUAAUGAUGACUAGCCAAAAUGCACCUGUCCAAUUUUCUGAACAGGCAAGGUAUAAUGAUAAUAAAAAUAUGAGAAAAAAGAAAAUUCGUGAGAAUUAUGAGAAAUAUGGAGGUAUAUAUGUAAAUUUGUAUAAAGACAAAUUUACAUCAUUUUCAAUGAGUUUAUAUUAUAGUAUGAUAUAUAUGUUAAAAGUUAUGAAUAUUGAGGAGGAAGAUAUUGAAGUAUUUAAAAUUUUUAUAUAUUAUAGUAUUAUAUUAAAAUUGUGUGACGAUUUAAUGCGAUACGAAUAUAUAGAAAGGAGGAAAAAUGAAAUGGGUAACAUAAGGAGUGGUCAGCAUGAUAAUGGUAUUAACAAUAACAAUGACGUUAAUCAUAAUAAUAAUAAUAAUAAUAAUAAUUUUUAUGGUAAUCAAUUUAAUAAUUAUAAUAAUAAUUUUAGUCAUAAUAAUGUGUCAUCGACAUAUAACAAUAAUAAUAGUGAACUUCAGAAGAGUGAAAAUAAGAACGAUCCUAAUAGAAUAGAUGAUAUAUUUUUUGUGUUUUUAGAUAUGAGUGUAAGAAAAUUAUGUGUAUUAUUUCAUUUAUACUUUUGUAAGAUGAAGGUUGAUGUGUACGAUAAAAGUAAGAUGAUUAGAAGUAAUGUGUUGAAUGAAAUUAUGAAGAAAAUAUUAUUUGUUAAAUAUAUGUAUAAUAAGAUAGAAUUAAAAAUAUAUUCAGAUUUAACAUUAAAUGUUGAUAUCAUUAAGAAUAGAAAUUAUAUGAAUUCAAUAAAAUUUCCUAUGUAUAUAAAAUUUGAAGAAGAAUUAUAUAAAAGUUAUCGUAAGGUUGAGAUAAAAAAAGAUAUAAAUAUGCCUAUAUCAUUUUAUAUAUCUCGACGUAAUGUUGAAAGUUUUAAUGAUUUAUAUGUUAUAUUAUAUGAAACAAAUUUAAUUACAAAUAUAUUAAUAAAUCAAAAAAGUUAUAUAAAACAUUGUUAUAUAUUAGCAUUCUCAUUUAUUAGUCAUGUAUUAAAUAAUGUAAUACCUUCAUCUAAACAUUUUAUUUAUUUGUCAAAAUGUUCUAAAUUAAAAAGAGGUUUACAGUUAAGUAUUUUUUAUGAAAUAUAUCGUAUGUAUAACAAUAUAUAUUUCAUAUCAUGUUCAUUACAUGAAAAUAAAGAAAUUAUUAUGUAUAAAAUAAUUAAUAGUUCUAUGUUAUUGUUUCUAUAUGAUUUUUUGUUACGAGUUAAAUGUGUAGAUGUAUGUUCAGUUUUUUCAAUACAUUAUAAUGGUUUUACGAAUGACUCUAGUUAUUAUAUGAAUCAAAAAAGAAGGAAAAGGCAACAAUAUAAAGAAUAUAAAGAAUAUAAAAAAUAUAAAAAAUAUAAAAAUCAUGGAAAAGACAGAAUUAUAAAUAAGAAUAAUUAUGGUGAUAUUUUAAAUGAUAAAUAUAAUAAUAAUUACAAUAGUCUAAAAGAUAGAUACAAUGAUAACAUGAUAAAUAAUAAUGUGAAUAAUAAUAUAUCGAUGAGUAGUUCUAGUACCAAUAGUGAUAUUAUUAAUAAUAGUAGUUGUAAUAAUUAUUAUAAUGAUGAAUGUUUUGUAUAUGAUAAUAUAAAAAAAUUGAAGAAAUGUCGUAAGUAUAAUGAUAAUAAUAGCUAUUCCUCUCUAGAUGAAUUAGCACAUGCAAGUGAAGGCAAUAUUAGAUUAUCUGGUUAUUGUAUCGAUAUAUCAGUAUUAGAAUGUUUUAGUAACUUUUUUUUAAUUAUAAACCCUAAAUUAAAUAUAAUACGAUCUGAUGUUAUAGAAUAUUUUUACAAAAUUAAUGAGAAGAAAAUAAAUAAGAAUAGUCAAUUAUUUUUAUUUGAAAAAAGUAAUGAUAUAAAUACAAGUGAAAUUGAAAUAUUAGAAAAUAUUAGUUUAGAUUUAGGUUUUGAUAGAAAGAAGAAUGAUAUAAUAGAAUAUUAUUGUGGUGAAUGUAUUUUAUUUAAGAAUUUAGUACCAGAAUUUUAUCAUUUAAGAGAUAUGUUAUUUAUAUUUAAAUCUUAUAUGUGUCCAUAUAUAGAAAAGUUACCACCUGUAAAAGUGUAUAAAUAUGAUGAUAUAAAUUUAAAAUUUGAAUAUAAGAAUAAAUUAAUAAUAAGUGUAUAUAAUAAAAAGAUUGAUAUAUGUGGAUAUAUGUGUCCUCCAAAAGAUACGAAAUUUAAUUUCUUUUCUUAUAUAUAUCAAUUUAUUCAAACACAAGAAAAUAAAAAGGAUAAUUGUAUAUUAACAUAUUCAAAUCCAAAUAUGUAUAUAGAAGAUAUAUAUAUUGAAAAUGAAUUGGAUGUAUUAUAUGUUAAUGAUUUACCAUAUUUUCAUCCAUCAUUAGAUUUAAGAGAUGUAGAAAUCUUAUUGCAAUAUUUGACUGUUCCCUAUAUACGUAUACCAUUAAUAUUAGAAUUUUUUUGUGAUAAAAAUAGAAUAAAGAGUUUUGAAUCAUUUGAAAUACAACAGUUAAUAUUAUGUAUUUUGUUUGAGCCUUAUAUUUUUAAAAAUAAAUAUAAAAAUAUAGAAGAAGAUAAUUUCAUACCUACUAAAGAUAGAAAUGUAUUUGCUACAAAAUAUGGUUUAUUAAUAAAUGAAUUAAUACAUAGUCCAAAAAAUGUAUUAUGUAGUGUCUAUUCUUAUUUAGAAAUAUUUUUUACAUUUGAUAAUAACAAUAGUAUAAAUCAAAAGGUUAUAUUAAUAUUUAUAAUUAUUAUAAGUUCAUAUGUUAAUUCGUAUAUAAAAUUAGUGUUAGAGACUAAUAAGGAGAUACGUAGAAAUUUGAUGAAUAUUGAAAAUAUAAUAAAUAAAAAUAAGCUUACAAAGAGGAGGAAAUUAUAUAAGGAAAAAUCACAUCCUCAUAAGGAUAUGAAAAGGGAUACUAAAGAGGAAGAAGAAAUCAUAUCAAAUUGUAAUAAUGAUGAUAUUAUAAAAAAUGAUAAUAUAAAAAAUGAUAAUAUAAGUGGCGAUAAUAACCAUAAGGAUCAUACUAAUGACAUUAAUUUUAAUAAUAAUGAGCGUAAUUAUUAUAAAUAUAAAAAAUAUAUAGAAAAAAGAGAAAGACGAAAGAGAAUGUUUAAGUUUUUAAACAAACUUAAAAGGAAGUUGAUAAAAAAUGAUUUAUAUUGCUCUGAUGAUGUUUUAUUAAAUCUAGAAAAAUAUUACAAAAUGAUAAAAAAAAAACUACAGAAUAAUGUUUUAGAUUUAUUAUUAAAAAAUAUACAAAUGUGUAUUCAAAAGAAUGAUAUAACAACUAGUAGUAUAUUUUACGGUUGUAUUUUAUUAAUAUAUAGAGAUAUAAAAUUUAGGGAAUUAAAUAAGAAUAAUGUGAAACAUAUUUUAUCGUCUAUUUUUUUUAUAUUAACAUAUUAUAAUUUUAAUGCAGAAACAAAUUAUUCGGAUUUAAAAAAUAUAUAUGGUUUAGGUUCUUUAUUUGUAAAUAAUAACGAUGGUAGUGCUAAUAAUAAUAUUGGAGGAGAAACAAGAUAUUCAUUACAGAAGAGUUCUAAAGUAUGUAUAAAAGAAAAUAACAAUAAUGAGAGAGAUACAUUUUCUCUUUUAAUUAAAACAUUUUCUUUGUGUGAAUGUGAUUUAUUUAUAUGUAUACAUAAAUUUAGAAAUAUGUUAUUAAAAUAUUUAGAGAAGAAUGAACUAGAAAGGAAUAUAAUAUUUGAGCAUACUAUACAUAUAUGUGCAUGCGUCCAUGACAAUACACAUAAUAAUAACAACAACAUUGCAGGUAGUAUUAAAAAAAAUGCAUAUUAUAAUAAUAGAAUGAAUAAACCUAAUUCUAAUGUUUUCCUUAAUUUGCGUUCAAAUGAUAAUAUUAUAAGAAAAUGGCUACCUGUUCAUAAAUUUAAGCAUGUAGGAAUAUAUACAAUUGAAGAUGUAAAACAAGAUAGGAAUAAAAGAAAAUAUUUAAGUAAUACAAAUGAAUAUUUAGAAGAGGAGCAAAAUAUAGGGAGAUAUACAAAAAAAACGUCAAAAGAUUAUUAUGAUAAUGAAUAUGUAAUUAAUAAUAAUAAUAAUUAUGAUGAGAUUAAUAGGAAUUAUUAUUUUACUUCAUCUAGUAGCUCUUCUUAUGAUCUUGAUGACGAUUUUUCGUCAACAUAUGAAGAUAGUAGUAGCUAUAAUGAAAAUAUAUCAUUAUCUUAUUGUGAAGAUAAUUAUAAUGAUGAUAAAAAAAAUAAAAAGCAAAAUUAUAAUAAAUAUAGUAAGGGUAUAAAAUUAAAGAAGAAAUUAAAAUAUGAUAAUUAUGAUGAUGAUAAAAAUAAUAAUAAGAGUGAUAUGAAGAAAAUAAAUCCUUUACAUGACACAGAGUCUAUUAAUUCUAAUGUUAUGAAUAAUUAUUUAAGUUUGCCAUCUUUUUUUAAAAAUAGUUAUUAUAAUAAAGAAGAUAAUAAUAUAUCUUAUAAUAAUAAAGUGAGGAGAAGAAAGAAUUUAAUUAUAAGAAAGGAUAGUAUAUUAAGUAAUAAUAAAUAUAUAUCAUAUAUAAAAAAUAUAAUAAAAGAGAAGAAUAUAUUAAUCAAUCUUCAGUUAUUUACAUUUUCUUAUAAGGAUAAUAAUAUAAUAACAUUGAAUGAUAAUAUAACAAAAUUUAAGAAUUAUAGGGAUGUAUUUUUAAAUGGAAGUAAGAAUUUUAUGAGUAUAGAAAGACGAAGAAGAGGUUAUAAAAUGAAACGACAUAUGAAAGUAUUAAUAACACAGUCAUAUCAAAAUUUCUGUUCAUUUAAUAUAAUUGGAAAGAAACAUAAUUUAGAAAUAUGGAGAAAUUCUAGGAGGAUAACACAUCAUAAUUUGAUGUCUUACCCUUUUAAGAAAUCUAAAAUAUUUUAUUUAAAAUCAUCAUCUCUUUUGAAUAAUAUAAACUAUGACAAAAAAAAUAAUAAUAUGAACAAUAUGAAUAGUAUGAAUAAUAUGAAUAGUAUGAAUAAUAUGAAUAAUAUAAAUAAUAGUGAUCACCAUAAUAACAUUGUGGGGCGUGAUGAAAACCUUAUGAUUACCUUCAACAAUUUUCUUUUGAAUGAAGUUAAAUGUGGUGUAUUAUAUGAACAAGAAAAUAAUGAUAUAUACAUAAAAUUAAUAUGGAAAUAUAACGUGAAUGAAAUGGAAAGACUUAAUAAUGAGAGUGAAAAAAAAAGUGCUAAUAAUAAAAAUACUGGUGAGGACAACAAGUUGGUUGAGAAUGACAUGAAAGAUGAAGAAUAUAGAAAGAUGUUAAGAAGAAAAAGAAAGAAAGAAUUAUAUGAAUUAAAAUCAUUUAAUAUAAAUUAUGAAACACAAAAUAUUGAAGGUUUAUUUAAUUUUAAAUACGAAGAAAAUCAAUAUGAUAGUAGUUUGAUAAAUACCACUAGCGAAUCAUCAUAUAGUAACUGUAGUUCAUAUAAUUCUGUAUCCAAAAAAGUGUUGAAAAAUAAUAUAAAUGAUGUAGAAGAAAACAAAAGUGAUAUAUCUUCAAAAUCGUUUACUAGUAGUGUAAUUAUGAUGAUGAUGAAUAAUAAGAGUUCUUCAAAUUUGUCUAGUUCGGAUGAUAGCACAAUAAAUAAUAAUGAUAAUAAUAAUAAUGAUAAAAAUAAUAAUGAUAAUAAUAAUAAUGAUAAUAAUAAUGAUAAUUAUAAUAAUAUUAAUAGUGAUGCUUAUAAUGUUAAUAACGAAUCUGUGAAUAUAAAUUAUAAUACUAAUGAAGAUUGUGUUAAUGUGACAAAUAAUAAUUUAAUAAUAAAAAAAAAAAAAAAAAAAAAUAUAAGUGAUAGUAAAUGUGAUUCUCUAUUAAAUAUGAAUGAUGAUAUAUUUAAAGAAAGUAAUAAUAAGAAUAUUAAUAUAAUAGAUUUAAAUAAAGAAAAUAAGAAAAAAACAAAAAAGGUUUCUAGAAGUACUAAUAAUAUAAAAAAGAAGAAUAGAUAUAAGGACAUAAUAAAUUUAAAUAUAGAAGAAUAUGGUUUAAGAGAAAUAAUUUAUCGUAAGGAUGUCGAUUGUAUAUUUAUAUAUAAUAUAUUUUUUCAUAUGAAUAGAUUUAUAAAGAAAUUAUAUUAUUGUAGUGAUAUAAAAAAAAUAUAUUUUUCUACUAGUAUUAAUAGAUGUAAGAAUUUGUUUUAUCAUUUUGAAAAUAAUAAUGUACGUAUGUGUUAUUAUAAUAACAGUGAAGGAUAUGAAAAAUAUCAUGUUAAUAUAUCUAGAAAUAUAUAUAACAAUUUACAAGUACAGAAUUAUAUGAGUCCAAGUUAUUUAUCAACUUUUGUGCCUUCGAUUUUAUUAAAGAAUUAUAAUUUUUGGUAUAAUAAUAAUGAUAAUAGUUUAAUUGGAGAAAUAAAACAUAAUAAGAAAAAUAAAAAAAAUAAAAAUUUUAUUAUAUAUAUUAAGUUGUUUAAUGAUAGACAAGAGAAUCAAUAUAAUACUAUUGAUAGUAAUAAAAGUGAUAAUCCUAUUUAUUAUAAUAAUAAUAAUAAUAAUAAUAUUUGUUGUGUUAAAGAAAAUGAAAAUAGAAUGAAUAAAAUAUUUAAUCUUAUAAACAAUUCAGAUGAGAAAAAAAUGAAUAUGUGUAGUUAUUACCCAUAUGGUGUCAUACAAAAAUUGAAUAUAUAUAAUAAUAAUUCAAGAAAUAUAAAUGAAAAAAAAAAAAUUACAUCUUUAAAAGUAAAUGAUGAAUAUAAAGCUUUAACACUUAUAAAUAUAUUAAACGUUGAGAAUAAUAAUGUAUAUAAAGAUUUUUAUAAUAUAUUAAAUAGAUUUGAUCAUAUAACAUAUAUAUUGAUGUAUACCUUGAAUGUGCCUAUACUAUUUAAUGAUAAUGAUAAAAAUAAAAAUAGAUAUAUAAAUGAUGAUGAAAUAAAAUAUAUGAACAUUAGUGUUGAUAUAAUUGAAAUUCCACGUUUGAAUUUAACUUUAAAAAGAAAUAAUAUCGAUAUAAAAAUAAAUAAUAAUGAGAAGAAACAUGUUGAUUAUGUAGAUAAUUGUAAUGAGAAAUCUGGUAUAUUAAGAAAUAACAAUACAACAAACAAUAGUAAUAUGAAUAAUAAUAUGAAUUGUAAUAGUGGUAAUAUAAAUAAAAAAGAAGGAUGUAAAUAUUAUUUUGAAGAAUUAAAUAUGUUUAUAUAUAAUGGUAAUAUUCAAAAAUAUAAUUAUAUAUAUAAUGUAAUAAAAAAAAUGAAUAAUACUAUAUUAUUACAGAAUCAUAAAAAUGAUUUUUUUUUCUUAGUAUCAUUAUUAAAUAAACCUUUUUUUUUAAAUAUAUCUACAUUAUAUAAAGAAUUUAAUAAUAAGAAUAUUCAUUUAUGCACAUUGUUAGAAAAGCAUAUAAAUGUAUUAUUAAAGAAUUAUAUGUAUGUUAGUAUUUAUUAUCACAAUUUUAAUAUAAAUACAAAUGGAAAUAAAUAUUUCGAUUUAUUAAAUGAAGAUUAUAAUAAUGAUAAUGGCAAAAAUGGUUGUUCCUUACAAUAUAUUGUAUUAUCUAUACAUAGUUCUAAAUUAUUUUUAAACUUUAGAAAUAUGUAUAGUUGUUUUUUUUUCAUUGUAUAUAAAUAUUUAAAUAAAGAACAUGAAGAGGUUAUAGAAUAUUGUAAUAAUUUGAGUAUAUGUAAAGAAGAUAGAAAUGAAAUUAAUUAUUUAUUAAAUAUUCUAAAUUAUUGUGAUUAUUCUAUAUAUUCAGAUGUUGAUUCUUGUGCAUGUCGUUUGAAAAUUUUUCUGACAUUAUCUAAGCAGAUAAAAAUUAUAUUACAAAAAAAAAGAUAUAGAUAUAAUAGUAAGAAAAAAAAUUCAUGGGAUCUAAAUAAUUAUUAUAAUAUAUUUAAUUAUGUGAAAUCACUAUGGAAUAUAGAAAAGAAUGAUGAUCAGGAUGAUAGUAGUAAUAAUGAAUUAUAUAAUACUAAUGAUUAUUAUAUAAAUAAGAGAGUUUAUAAGAAUAAGUAUCAUUAUUUUGAUAGAAAUACAGGUAAAUCUUAUACUAAAGUGGCAAAUAAACAUACAUAUAAUAAUAAAAAUAGAAUGAAGAAUAAAUAUAGGAAUGAUAAGAAUUAUUAUGAUAAUGAUGAUACAAGAAAUAAUUUACAAACAUUUAAUGAUAGUAAUAAUAAUAGUAGUAUGUAUAAUUCAUUAAGUGAUAUGUCUUCAUCUACUGAUGAUAAUAAUGUAUCAUCUGAAAAAGAUAAUAAAAGAAAAGAAUUAAAUGCUGAAGAGAAAAUUAAUGAUGAUGAUUAUGAAGACGACGAUGAUCAUAAUGAUAACAAUAAUAAUAAUAAUAAUAAUAUUAAUAAUAUGAAUAUUAUUAAUAAUAAUAAUAAUAAUGUUGAUAGUUUCAAAAUGUCCAAUAAAAAGAAAAGAAAAAAAUUAAAGUCUAAAUUAGUUGGACGAUCAGGUGAUGAGAAGUGUAAGAAUAAAAAUAAAGAACAUAUUAAUAAUAAUAAUAAUAAUAUUAAUAAAAAGAAAAAGAAUAAUGUUAAUAAUAAUGCUAGUGGUAAUAGUAAAAAUUUUAUGGAUAAUCAAAAUGUAUAUCAUAAUGAUGAUAAUAAUAUGGAUGCUAUAAUUGUUUAUUGGGAUAUAUUUAAAGAUAUUGUUUUUUAUAUUAAUAAUUUAUUAUAUAUAAAAGCAAAAUGUAAAUUAACUAUAGAUGAAGAAAUAUUUCUAUAUCAGAAUUGUAAUAUUAAUAUUCAUAAACAUAAAUUAAUAUAUAAUAGAUAUAUAAUAUUGAAUAGUAUAGUAGAAUCUAAAUUGUCAUCAAAAAAUGGAAACCCCUUAUUUUUUUACAACAUCUUAAAAAAGAAACAAAUAGAGAAUCAAAAGAAAAUGAGAAGUUAUGAAAUAUGUAAUAAUAAAAAGAAGAAUAUAUUUGAAUAUAUGCAUCAUCAUAAUAAUAAUAUGAAUAAGAGUACUAAUGAUGAAUAUAAAAAGAGUAAUAUACAUGACAUAAAUGUUAAUGAUAGUCAAAUAAAUAAUCAUAAUAAUAAUUUUGUAAAUAAUGGUUAUUAUAUGUCCAAUUCGAUAUAUAAUGAUAAUAAUAGAAAUUCUUGUUUUAUAAACAAAAAAGAAAAUAAUAAUUUAAAUUUUAUAAAUGAAGAAAAAGAAAUUAAGGAUAUAAAAAAAACGAAAGAAGAAAAUAAAUACAAUUUAUUAAAUUUAGAUAGUAUAAAAGAUAAUUUGUUACAUAUGAAAGAUAUUUUAAUAACUAAUAGAAUAGAAGAGAAACAUGCAGAUUUAAAUAAUUUAGUUGUAUCUAUUAAUGUUCCCAAAAUAGAGAAUGUAAAAUAUAUUAAUAAUAUUGAUGAAAAUAUUUUUAUGAAUAUUAAUUUAUAUGAUAAUAUAGGAAAUAUUAUUAAUAAUAUAAGUUAUAAAAAAUUAGAAGAUAAAAAUAAUGUAGAAGCAUUAAAUUAUUUAAAUAAUUUAAUUAAUACUAUAGGUAUACAUAACUUUUUUGUUAUAUAUAAUUAUUUUAUUAAUAAUUUGAAUAUAAAAAUUGUUAAAGGUGAAAAUACAUUUUUAUAUGCUAAUUUAUUAUCUCGAUUUUUAUAUUUUUAUAAUUAUAAUAUAAGUCAAUAUAGUAAAAUUAUUUAUAUAUUUAUUUUUAUAAUAAAUCAUCAAGAAAUUAUAAAUAUGUUACCAAAGAUAGAUGAUCAAAAAUUAAAAAAAAAUUAUUUGAAUUUUUUUAAAACAAAUGAUUCUUUAUUUAAUUUUUUUAAUGAUAUAUUUAAAUUUGUCCAACAAUAUCAAAGUGAUAAAAAAAAAAAAAUAGACAAAAAUAUUAUACCAUUAAAAAUAAAUAAUAAUAUUAAUAUAUCAGUGCGUGAUCCAAUGAAAUAUAGAUUAAUAAUAAAUAUAAAUGUUGAUGAUUAUUUAUGUGAAAAACGAAUUAUUAAACCUUUCGAAAUUAAAAAUGGGUUCUAUGUAGAUUCUGAAUUAUUAAAUGAAUUAUGUUUUAGUCCAUUCAAAAAAUUAUAUAAAUACUUAAGAAAAAUAAAGGGUACAAAUAAAAUUAAUUCUGUGCAUGUAGGUAUAGAUAAAAAUAUAAAUUAUGAUAAAAAAGAUAUAUGUAAAAUGAAUAAGGAAAAAAAUAUAUACCUCCAAAAUACACAUAUAAAUAUUGAAAAUAAUAAUAUGAAAGAUGAUUCAUGUAUUAUGUUUGAUGAGGAUGUUAAUAAAAAGAAAGAAGAAAUGUCUAUAAUACCUACGAUGAAUUUAAAUAGCGUAAAACGUAUGUCAACUAUAGAUGAUAGAUUGGAUCAUGAGGAUAAGAAAAGAAAUAAAAUAUUAAAUUUUGACUUUGAGAGUUCUAACUUUUCUUGUCAGAACAGUUAUUCAAAAAAUUUUAUAAGGAACAUGAAAAAUGAUUAUAAUAAAUAUCUUGAUUAUGAAAAGAAAAAAAUAGAUUAUGAAUUUAUUGGUUUCAGUGUUGAAGAAAUAAAAAUGACAUUUAAUAACAUAAAGAAGCUGAAGGAAUAUGUUAAUAUGUUUGUAAGUAUUAAGGAUAUAUUAUUAGAAAUAUUUAUGGGAGAUAAUAAAUUGUUAGAAUGUAUAAAUGAAUAUAUUGAUGAUUCAAUGAAUAUAGAUAAGGAAAUGAUUAGAAAGGAAAACGACACAAAUAAUAAUAAUACUAAUAAUAAUAAUACUAUUAAUAGUAAUAUUAUUAAUAGUAGUAGUAAUAAUAAUAAUAAUAUUAAUAGUAGUAGUAAUAAUAAUUUUUAUUCGUAUGAUAUGAAUAACAAUUUAUCAAGUGAAGAAGAUAUAAAUUUAUUGGCUAAUAAAUAUUUAUAUAAAUUCGGUUUAUUAGGAAGAGCAGAAAAAGAAAUUAAUUUAAAGAUAUUAAUAAGUUGUUUUAUGUCUAAAUAUGCAUAUGAAUAUUUAAUGCUUAUUAACCCUAAUUUAAAUAGAAGUCAUUCAGAAAAAUAUAUAAAUAUUAUUUUAUUGUAUAUGCUAAUUAUGAAUAGAAAAAUGUUUUUACAUGAGUGUAUUAAUAAUGUAAUAAAUAUAUUGAAUAUAUUUAAGGUAUACAAUUUAAAGUUGAAAAUAUUAAAGCAAAGAGAAAAGGCCUACAAAUCAAGAACAUCAUUAGCAUCAACCAAUAGUGACACCAUGAACAAUAAUAAUAAUAAUAGUAAUAUUCAUAUUGAUAGUGAACAUGUUAAUGUUCUUAAUAAAAUUUUAAAUGUUCAAAAAAAAAUUAUCAAUAAAGCUAUCAAUACCAUAAAAUUAGGAACUAAACAAUUAACUCAACUUACUACUACGGAGAGACAUUAUUUUUCUUUAAGAAAUAUAUCUAAUAAUAAAAAGGUUCUUUAUAAAAAUUUAGAAUAUAAUUCAGAUUCUUCAGAUGUAUCUUCCUGUUAUUUUUCUAGUGAUAAUAAUGAUUUGGAAGAUAAAGAUCAUAUAAUGAAUCCCAAGCAGACCACCACCACCACCACCAACAACAACAACAAUAAUGAUAAUUAUAAUAAUAAUAAUAAUAAUAAUAAUAAUAAUAAUGAUAAUUUUAUUUUUAAUUGUAGUAUUAAUCAGGAUGAUACAAUUAACAUGUCGAAUAAAAUUUCAUCUGAGUUUAUAAAACAUCCAGAGAAAGAUUGUGAUAAUACUUACUAUUACACUUAUGAUCCUAGACUACUUAUUUUUGAAUAUACGAACAAUUUAAUUAUUAGAAAAAAACAAGUGAAAAUGAUAAAAAAAUUAAAACGUGAUUUUAUAAAAAAGAAAAAACAAUAUUGUUAUCAAAUAAUUAUGGGAGGAGGAAAAACAACUGUAUUAUCACCAUUAUAUUUUUUAAUAUUUUCAAAUUAUUUCUUAAUAUUUAAUAUGUGUCCUCAUCCUUUAAUACAUUUUACAAUGAAUAGUUUCCGUUCUAGAUUUUCUUCUAUUAUCAAGAAGAAUAUAUUUUAUUUUAAUUUUAGUCGUUAUAAUAAUAUAACUACAGAUUUGUAUAUUAGCUUAUGUAGUGCAUUAGAAAAUAAAUAUAUAUUAGUAACGAGUCCAACAUGUGUGAAAUCUUUAUUUUUAAAGUUAAUUUCGACGAUUCAAGAAUUGAAUAGUAUCAAAACAUUUGACAUGCUAAAACAAAAGGCGAAAACACAUAUUACAGAUGCAUUAACAAAAUUUUUAGGUUUUCAAAAUGAAGAACCGAAGGUUAUAAAUCCUGGUGUUUCAAAUGGUGUAUCAUUAGGAAAGAGUAAUUUGAAUAAUAAUAAUAAUAAUAAUAUGUGUUCCCAGUUUUCAAAGAAUGGUUCGAUUAGUUGUGUUUCGUCUGAUUAUAAUAUGUUAAAGAAAGAGUUAGAUUUAUGUGUUCGUAUUUUUGACAUAUUAAAUAAGAGUAUUUUAUUAAUUGAUGAAGUGGAUAAUGUAUUACAUCCAUUGAAAAGCGAAUUACACUGGCCUUAUGGUGUUAAUAGAGAUAUUGAUUUAGUUAAUGUGGUAAGAAACUUUACAGAUAUAUUUAUGAAUAAUCCAUAUUUAAAAUUUUUAUAUAAUAAUAAGGAUGAUGAAAAUGUAGAUAUAAAGAAGGUAAAAAUUUCCAUAAGUAAUAAUAAUAAUGGAAAUGAUAAUUUAAUAUAUAAUAUAAAACAAUUAAAAGAAAAUGAAGAAAGAGAGAGGGAGCAAAAUAAAAUAUUAAUUAAUUAUAAUAAGGAUCCUAUAAUGAAAAAUGAAAAUAGUAGUAUGUAUAAUAAAAAGGAGGAUAUGUUAGGAAGACAUGGUAAUUCGAUUGAUAUGAGUGAAAAGAAUAGUACACCUAUAACAACAAGUGGUGAUAUUAUUAAAGCUUUAAAUAAUAAAGAAAAAGAUAUUAGCUUUAGUUAUAUAGAUUUAAGUUUAUUUAGAUAUAAAUUAUGUUGGAUUUUAAUUGAUUUUUUUUUCUAUCCUGUAAAUAAAAAAUUAACAGUUCCUAUGAAUAUACAUUUUAAUAUAAAUGUUGAUUAUAUUAAUGAUUUAUUAGUACAGUUUAAUAAAGAAGUGGAGAUAGGUGUAAAGAAUCAUGAUAUAUCAUUUUUACCUCAUUUUCAUAUAAUAAAUUAUAAGUGGUAUGAUAAUAUAGUAUGGAUUAUAGCUAGAUAUGCAUAUUAUUUUUUAUUAUCAUAUAAAUUUAAUGGUUUAUCACAAAAAGUGGUUGAAUCCUAUUUAUGUAUACCACUUUGUAUUGGAUAUAAUGAUAUAGUAAGUAAUAAAGGAAGAAAUAAUAAUAGUAAUAUGAAUUAUUCAACAAUGAGAAGAUUAUUAAAUAUAAAAAAGGUACAUAAUAAAAAUUAUAAUAUGAAUAUAAAUAAUAUAUAUAUGAAUAAUAUUAAUGAAUCUGAUAUUUGUUUUAAUAAUGAUUAUCAUUUAAAAAUAUUUGAAAAAAUAAAUCAACUGGAAUUUGUAUUUUGUAAAAUGUUAAAUUUAUGUCGUCUAUAUAUAAAUGGAAUAUUGCCUUUUAUAUUUACAAAAAUAAAUACUGUUCAUUAUGGUAUUUUAUCAGUUGAACAAAUAAAUAAGUGUAAAAUAAUUAUGAGUAAAAGUAGAUAUUUCUUAGCAGUACCUUAUAUAGGAAAAGAUACACCUUCUACUAUGUCUGAAUAUACUAAUGUUGAUGUUGUUGUAGCACUAACUAUAUUAUCAUAUAGAUAUCAAGGAAUGAGAUAUGUUGAUUUUAUGCUUUCUCUUAAGAAUAUCUUGUAUAAUUAUUCAUUAGAAAAGGAUAAUGAACAUAUACAAAAUGAUACAUCAUCUGAUCACACUUCAGAUACAACUAUAAUGAAUUCUAUAACUGAUGAUACUUCAAGUCAAUCUUCUCAUUCGAGUAGUGAUCUAUCAGAACAGGAUAUAUCUAUGACCAAAUAUAUUUCUCACAAAAAUGAUGACGUCUCAGAAUAUUUUAAGUCAAAGGGUAUAAAUCACGUUAAUGAUUCGAAAAAUAAAGAUAAAUAUAUUAAUGAAAAAUAUAUCAAUGAAAAAGAAGAUUAUUCGUCUAAUAUACAAAGUGAAACAUUAUCAUCCUCUUCAUUUUAUAGUUCAGUGGAUAAUAUAAAAUUUGAGGGUCCAACAAAAAUGGAAAAAUCUGACGAAAGAAUUAUUCCACCAAGUUGUGUAAAAAAAAAUAUACACAGUGGAAAAGAAUUAAAGAGCAAUAGGGACAUGCAAAAUGAACUAAACAAUGAUAUAUUAUCUAAUGAACAAAAUAAAAAAUAUAAUAAUUAUAAUAAUAAUUAUAAUAAUUUGAAUUAUUAUAAGGGUACAUUUAAAAAGGAUGAGAAAAAAUAUAAAAAUAGAAGAAAAAAAAAAAGGAAUGAAUAUCAUUCCAAUAGUGAUCAAAAUAUUAAACCCAAUCAGACAUAUGUCGAAAUAAAAAACAUGUAUACUUUAUAUAAAGAAAUAAUAGAAAGUAGUGGUGCUAAAAUUUUGAAAACUAAGAAAUAUAUUAAUAAUAGUAAUUUUUUUGAUUAUGAUAAUAAUAUAAAAAGAAGAAAAGAAAAGAAAAAAAACAAAUUAGGAAAUUAUGUAGAUAAUAUUGAUAAAAUAAAUUUAAAUGAUAGUGAAACAUUAUAUAAUCUAUAUAAUUUAAUAAGAAUGAAUCCAUUAUUAAUAAGUUAUUUCUUAUUAGGAAUUAUAUUAGAAAAAUAUAUUAAACAUACAGAAAAACAAUUAUCAUCAAAUUCACAAGAUUUUACAAAUAAUGUUUUAUUUAAAUAUGUAUUAGGAUAUAGUGGUACUAGUAAUGAUAUAUUACCAGAAGAAAUACAUAAAUGUAAAUAUGAAAAGAGAACUAUAGGUUCUAUAUUGAAUAUUAUUAAUGAUACUAAUAUUGUUAAUUUUAUAUUUUUGCCUUCCAAAUUUUCACCUAUUCAAAUAUUAAAAAGUUUAGGAUAUUCGAAAAUUAAAUUUAAUAGUUUAAUAGACACAGGUUAUUUAAUUAAUAAUAUAUCUCCAAAGAAAGUUGCUUAUUAUAUAUUACAGUUUCUUGAUUAUAUUGAUUGUUGUAUAUAUAUAGAUAAUGGUAAGCACAUGUGCAUGUUGCCCUUAGAAAAAAGGAGACGUCUAAAAAAACCAAAAAGAAGAGAAAAAAAAAAAAAAAUAGAAGCUGACAAUGAAGAGAUGGUUCUAAAUCCUGAAUUGUUGAAAAACAGAUAUGAUGUCAAAAGUGAAGGCAAUGAAAGUGGGACUAAAAUUAUUAAGGAGAAAUAUUUAUAUAAAAAGAAGUUAAAAUCAAAAAGAUCAAAAAAAUGGAACUCAAAGAUAGAAGACAAUCUCAACUUCAGUGUUGAAAUAAUUCCUCUUCAAGAUUGUUAUGUUCCAAUAAAACGACGCUUUAUAUAUUUUGAUCAUAUAAAUACCUUUGGUCAGGAUAUAAAACAAUAUAUAAAUGCAAAUAGUUUAGUAACUGUAAAUAUAGGAAACGAUAUAUCAUCAUUUAGUCAAGGUGUUUUUAGAUUGAGAUCUAUAGGAAUGAAUCAAAAAAUAUUUUUCUUAAUACCACUAUGUCUUGUGAAAUUGAUGAAUAUAAAUACGAAUUUGUUUAAUGAGUUAAUAUAUUCAUAUUAUAUGAAAAGCAACAAUGCAAAUGACGAGAGAAAAAAAAAAAAUAAUAAUAAUAAUAAUAAUAUUAAUAAGAGUGGUAUCAUGAUGAAGAGGAAGAAGAUGAAUGUUAUGAAAAAAUUCCAAAAGUCUAAAAAGGUCAUAAUAAAAAUGUGUAAUAAAAAUUAUAGUGAUGAUAGUAAAUCAGGUUCUGAUUCGGAUCCUAUUCUGUUUAGCAGUACAGAUAGUAGUGAUAGCAAUGAUAGUUAUAAUAGUAGCAAUAGUAGUUAUGAUAAUAAUAUUGAUAAUAUCGAUAAUGAUAAAAAUGAUUUUGAAUUAUUUAAUACAUAUGAAAAUACACAUAAUAAUAACUAUGAAUAUAUUUUAAAUAAUGAAUAUAUUGAUGAAGAAAAUAUGCUUUAUAUGAUUGAUUGUUAUAAUAGUAUCUUUUUAGAUAAUGAAACAAAAGAGAAUGUAUUGAAAGAAUUAACACAUUUUUUAAUAUUAAAUAAUAUUAAUAAUAAUAUAAAACAAUGUGAAUUAUUAUGUGUACAUGGAAUUGUAAAUUUAAUAAAAAAGAAAAGUAUAAAAACAUUAAUUGAUAAUUAUAUAAAUAUAGGUGUUAUAAGUUAUAAAGAAUAUUUAGAUAUAUUUAAUACUAGUAUAGAUUUUGAUAUUCAAACACAAGUACCAUCUAAAAAUAAUUCACUUUUAUGCAUAGUCCAAUUGAUAGAAAAAUUUCAUAAAAUAUUUACAGCACAAGAUGAAUUAUAUAUACAAGAUAUAAUAUAUAAAUAUUUUUGUUUACAUUAUGACUUUUCUAAUAAAACUAUUUAUAUGUAUUUUGAUGCAUUCUUUCCUAAGAAAGAUUUUUUAAAAAUUAAUGUAUCACAAGUAAUAUUAGAUUUAUUUAAUAAACUGAAAAAAAUUAAAAAAGACAACAUGAUAUUAAACAAGAAAAAAAUAUUGAUCAAAACAUCUGAGAAUAAUUGUGGUAUUUAUAAUAAUUAUAAUAAUAAUGAUGAUGAUGAUAAUAAUAGUAAUACAGAUAAUCAUUUAUUUAGUAUGGAAAAUGAACAAGAAAAAGAAAAGGAAAAGGAGAAAGAAAAAGAGAAAGAAAAAGAGAAAGAAAAAGAAAAAGAGAAAGAAAAAGAGAAAGAAGAAGAAAAAAUUGUUGAUGAUCCAAAAAAAAAAAAUAUAAAAUAUAAAAAAGAUGAAUAUAAAUUAUAUCAUUGGACUGUUGACGAUAUUAAUAUUGAUUUAUAUGGUAUGUCAGAUAAAGAUCAUAUUAAUAAUAAAAGUACAAAAAAUUUUAUGAAUAAUAAAAUAAAUGAAACUUUAAAAAAAUUAAGAGAUGAUGGGCCAUUAUUUAUUCCUUUGAAUAAAAUGUGUGUAAAUGAUAUAUAUUUGAACUUUCCUUCUUAUGUUUAUGUAUCUAAAAAUUUUAUAAAUAAUGAAAAUAUAAAUACUAAAAGGGUAAAAAAAUUGAAGAAUGUGUUGGUAGUAAUAGAGUGUGUAUAUAAUAACAGCAAUAGUGGUGAUAGUAAUAUUGAAAGUAAGAUAAAUAUUAAUAAUAUGAAUAAUUCUAAAAAUAUAAAUAGUGUUAGUAAUAUAAGCAAUAAUAAUAGUAGUAAUAAUUAUAUGAAUAAUAAUUAUGAUGUAUAUGCAGAAAGAGAUAUACUGAAAAAUAUUUGGAAUAUAUUACAUGAAAGCGAUAAUAUUGAAGAAAUGUUAAAUAUAUUAGAUAUUAAUCCAUUUAAAUAUUCUUAUGAUUUAUCUAAUAUUAUAAGAAAUUAUUUAGAUAAGAAUAAAAAUGUUAAUAAUAAUCCAUUUAUAAAUUUUACUCACAUUUUGAAUGAAUUAGAAUUAUAUUUUAGUAAUAGUAAUAAGAAAUAUAUUAUAGUAAGCUUACAAGAAGCAGAGACGUUGAGAUAUCAUAUACAUAAAAAAUCGAACAUUCAAAAGAUAUAUGAAGCCUAUUUUAAAAAUAUUAAAGUACAUGCUCAUAAUAAAGAAGAAACAAAAUAUAUAUAUAAUGAUGAAAAUGAAGAUAUUAAAGUAAGUCAAAAGAAUCAUGAUCAUAUUAAAAAGAAAAUGCUUACUGUUCAGAAUAAUAUGGAGAAAGAAAAUAUGAACAUAUUUGAUAUAAUAGAUGAAAAAAAUGACAAAAAUAAUAAUAACCAAAAUAAUAACAACAAAAAUAAUAAUAACCUAAAUAAUGAUGAUGAUGUUGUGAGGGGUAAAAAUAUUUGUAACGAUAUCGAUGGACAUAUUAUAAAUGAUAAUAUGAGUGAUGAUAAUUUUUUGAAUGAUCCAUGGGGUUUACAUGAAAAUAUUUCUAAUAUAAAUUUAGGUAUUGAUAAAACAAAUGAAAAUGAUAGUAUUGAUAAUUUUUUUUCAGGAAAUAUGGAUAAAAUAAAUAAUAAAAAUAAGGUUGAAGAUAAUAAUAAUAUAGAUAAGAAAGAAAGUAAUAUCGAACAGAGAAAAAAUACUUAUAAUAAGAAUAUUAUGGAUAUUAUAAAUAUUAAAGGUUGUGGUGAUAAUAUAUUAGUUGGUUGUAAUAAUAUUAAUAUAAAUAUUUAUAAUUAUAAUUUUUGGUUUACUCCUAUAGAAAUUAGUGAUAAGAAUAAUUUAAGAAAAUAUAUAUCUAGACAAAUACAAAUUGUUUAUAGUGUUUGUAAAUUUUUUAAUUCUGAUCGUAAAUUUAUUGAUGCACAUGUGAAUUUAUUAUUACAAUAUUUAAAUUUCAAUCCACCUAAACAUCGUUUUAAUUAUUUCAAUGAAUUAUAUUUAAUCAGAAGACUUAUGAAAGAAAAUCAAAAUGGUGGUCUUAAAAAUAUGGAAAAGAAUUUUUAUCUUCCAAAUAAAUUACAUCUUGAAGUUUUAGAGAAAAAAUUAUUUGAAGGUAACGGUGAUAUAUAUGCAUUUAAAGUUAUUCAAGAGAGGGUAAGACAAAGUUUAAAAGAAAAGAAUUUAACCUUACAAAAAAUUUUUGAAAAGGAUUUAAAUUAUAUAUGUACUAUGGAGGAUAUAAGAAUAGUAUUGGAUUAUUUAAAUAUAAAGGAUAAAAAUUCUAUUCAUAUAUUAUUUGAUGUAUUAGGAAGAAAUAUUACUCUGCAUGAAUUAUGUUUAUUUCUUAAUCCGAUAGAAAAUAAAAGAAAUAAAAAGAAUAAACUUUUACAAGGGAAGAAACAUCCAAGUAUGUUACAAGAUGAUACGGAUUAUUUAAAUAAUAAUAUAUCAAAUAAACAAAAAAAAAUAGGUAUUCAAAAUAAAGGAAAUAAUAAUAGUAAUAAUUAUAUGGAUCAUCAUCAUAAUUAUCUUAUAAGAGAUAUAGAAAAAUAUUUAAAGAAUUUUAGAUUUACAUUAACAGAACAUACACAUAUGAAAUUAGUAUGGUCAGGAAAAAUAGCUCACCAGAGAAUACAUAACGAUAUGACAGAUAUGAAUAAUAAAAAUAGUAUAUAUAGUAUGAAUAAUAUAAAUUCUUUAUCAUAUAAUGUUAUUAAAAAUGAACAGCACAAUAAGGAUAACAAUAUGAAUGUGAUGAAUAAGAAUAAUAUUAUUAAUAGUCAAUAUGAUUAUGUAAAGAAAUCAUCUACAAAUGAUAUUAUAAGUGAUAUGUUUUAUACAUUUCAAAAUAAAACACAUAAUAAUAAAAAUGAAACAGAUCUAUUAAGUAAUACAAAUCAACAAGAUAAUAUGAAUAAUAUGUCUUAUAAUGAGAAUAUUUUUUAUAUAUAUGAAGCAGAAAAUGUAGAUCCAAAGGAUAGAGGAAUUAUGAGUAAGAAUAAGCAUAAAAUUGUAUGUGGUCAUUAUGCAUCAAAUAAUAUGUAUGAUAUGAAUAAUAAUAAUAGUAAUAAUUAUAGCAAUAUGAAUAUUAAUAAUAAUUAUAAUAAUAAUAUUUAUAAUAAUAUUAAUUCCUUUCCAAUUAUUGAAAUGACUGAUAUCACUAUUAAUAGUAUGUAUACAAGUACAUCGGGAAAUGAUAUGUUAAAUUUAUUAUUUCCACAUCCAAAAAAAUAUCUUUUAUUAUGGCAUGAAGAUUAUUCUCUAAAAAAUGUAAAUGAUUGUUUACAUAUAUGGAAACCUAUCUUGUCAUCUUCUGCUUAUUUUUCAAAUUGUAUUUUUGUUGGGCAUGUAGCUACAGUAGGACCACAAAGCCCACCCUUAAAUAAAAUUAGAGCUAUUCCAAAGGUACUUGUAAAAAAUGUUCAAUCAAAGAAAUACUCCACAUUUUUUGCAGAUAAUAGUUUUGCUAUUGACAAUUCUGGUGUAUUCAGUACCUUAAACAUACACUUUUUUAACGGCUUGGAGUUCAAAAAUUAUGAAGAAUUUACAUUUAAGAAUUUUUCAUUAAGUAUUAUUUCAAAGAUGAAAAAAAUAAAAUCUGUCAACGAAGAUAUAUUUAAUUUAUGGGGUGAUGAAAAUAAAGAAAUUGAACUACAAGAUGAAGAUGAUGAAUCUUCCUCAGAGUUGGAAAUUAUUGCGCAGCCUUAUUAA
Molecule: messenger RNA, 21159 nt
Organism: Plasmodium gaboni
Lineage: Eukaryota; Apicomplexa; Aconoidasida; Haemosporida; Plasmodiidae
Exons: 2
Coding region: 1-21159 (7052 amino acids)
Biological process (GO): protein deubiquitination involved in ubiquitin-dependent protein catabolic process
Cellular component (GO): nucleus; cytoplasm
Molecular function (GO): K63-linked polyubiquitin modification-dependent protein binding; cysteine-type deubiquitinase activity
Source: RefSeq, a predicted model, not a curated record